Penicillium verhagenii is the source of this 267-nucleotide messenger RNA. RefSeq lists its product as uncharacterized. Lineage: Eukaryota; Fungi; Ascomycota; Eurotiomycetes; Eurotiales; Aspergillaceae. The transcript is spliced from 3 exons. The record is from RefSeq and is a predicted model, not a curated record. Bases 1 to 267 code for a protein of 88 amino acids.
AUGUUUGAGUGGUUUAAAUCUAUCGGCUCGAGUCGCCCCCAAGAAGAGAAAACAUGGGAUGCCACUACCAUGACCAUGCAACAGCCGUCAAGUUUGGAAUCAAUGACUGCUACCCCGUCAGAGGUCUCGACUCAGCCUACUCAAACUGAGAGUAUGGAUAUGAAGAUUCGCGGAGGAGGCCCCAUAGAUGCUUGCUAUGCUGUGGUCUGGCCUGCUUUGAAUGCUGCAAUUGCUGUUGCUGUUGUUGCUAGUGAUUCAUUUGCAUGA